AUGCCAUGUCCUUUGAUCACUCUGGAGAGCGGUGAGACUGUACAAUUGAUCCCGAAACCCAUGCAAUCCGAUCUAGACUGGCUAAUAUCCGACCUCCCAGCAGACCUCCAGAUUCCUGAUGAUAUCCAGCGUUACUAUUGCACCGAACCAGCAUGCCGCUCGGACCCUUGUCUUCAUGGAGGCACUUGUGGGGAGACAGAGAUAGGAUUUACUUGUCUCUGCUUAGAGUGCCACCGUGGUGAAAGAUGUGAAGAAGGAGUAUUUGCGACAGUUAGCGGUCCACUGUAUGAGUCCUCGUCCGUCGAUGUUCCUGCUGAAGCCGGAUCAGUGAUAUGCCCUGCUAAUACCACAAACAUCACAGACUGCUGGUACAGUGAGACUAAAGUGGGACGGAUAAACGAGAGUGAAACUAUAUCCAUUGUGUGUUGCCCCGUAAACCCGUGUAAUAUAUCUGGUCGACCACUCGGCCUUGAAAGUGGUGCUCUUCCCGAUUCGGCCUUGUCUGAAACAUCCUGCCACUCGGCGUCCGAAUGCAGCCGUUUUGGCCGUCUGAACUCUGAGACAGCCUGGCUUCCAGACUCGUCCGACCAAAUCCCAUGGAUGCAGGUCCAAUUUGAGUCCAGUUAUAUCAUAACGGCCAUAACGACUCAGGGUAGAAAUGACUAUGAUGAGUGGGUGACGUCAUACACUUUCGUGUCCAGUUUUGACGACACGGCUUGGACUGUUUAUUUGAACGUAUACUCUGGAUCAGUUGAGAUAUUUCCGGGAAAUUACGACCGUGAUAGCCAUGUGACUCACACGCUUGCUAGGCCGAUAGUUGGACGCUCUUUCCGGAUCUAUCCAAAAACCAAUCACGGUCACCUUUCUUUGAGGAUGGAACUAUAUGGGUAUGGACCUCUAACUGAUGAUAUAGCGUCGCUGAACCUCGAUGCGAAACUUGGUUGCACUUCUCCUGUCCUUGGCGAGGGGCUUGGCGUGGAAGAUGGUCGGAUACCAGACUCUAGUCUGACCUCGUCAUCGAUCUAUAGUUCCGGCUAUGAAGCUUACAGAGGAAGGCUGAAUGGAGUUGCAGUUGCAGGGGAAUUCUUCGGUGCAUGGGCCGCCGCCCAUUCAGACAACAAUAAGUGGGUCAAGGUUGAUCUCGGCGAGGAUACUUUGGUAACUGGUGUUAUCACACAGGGACGGAACGAUUGGGACCAAAGGGUUACGUCAUUCCAAAUCUCCUACUCAAGGGACAAUACAAAUUGGACCUUUGCUCUGGAAAAGCAGUGCGGGGUACGAAAAACAUAUGCAGGAAACUUUGAUGCUGCUACACAUGUGACCACACUGUUUCCAGUGCCAGUAACAGCACGGUACGUCAGGUUUCAUCCUUUAGCAUCAUUUGAUGAUACGUCUUUGAGAUUCGAAGUACUUGGUAUCAACACCUGAACAAUAACGAGUUAUCGUUAAAUUGAUUUAUUGUUUUAUUUAAUCAUUUUGUUAUCCUUGUUUAUACUUAUUUAUCUAUUUAUAUAUUAAAGAGAGUGUAGCAUGGCAAACAAUUGUUAACGCCUUCUACGUCUUCUUUCGGAUUACUGCACGUAAAAGAAUGGACUUCGUAGUCAGCGACUUAAUCUCUAA
This is a messenger RNA of Strongylocentrotus purpuratus (purple sea urchin), 1620 nucleotides long. RefSeq names its product lactadherin-like. NCBI's taxonomy places the organism in Eukaryota, Metazoa, Echinodermata, Echinoidea, Camarodonta, Strongylocentrotidae. The record is from RefSeq and is a predicted model, not a curated record. The transcript is spliced from 8 exons. Bases 1 to 1428 code for a protein of 475 amino acids.